Canariomyces notabilis is the source of this 2625-nucleotide messenger RNA. Its product is annotated as glycosyltransferase family 1 protein. Lineage: Eukaryota; Fungi; Ascomycota; Sordariomycetes; Sordariales; Chaetomiaceae. The record is from RefSeq and is a predicted model, not a curated record. Gene Ontology annotation, molecular function: hexosyltransferase activity; UDP-glycosyltransferase activity. The transcript is spliced from 6 exons. Bases 1 to 2625 code for a protein of 874 amino acids. Gene Ontology annotation, biological process: carbohydrate metabolic process.
AUGGAAGAAAAACGGCACACCAUACGAUAUGAAUUGCCAGCUGAAGAUGUUCAGCCACUCCAAAGUCCGGGGGCAACCAGCACGCAUACUUGGGGCACCGACAGCGCCGAAAAGUCACGAGGCGCCGCCGACCCAGGUUAUCAGGAAGGUCAUGUCUACGAACUCAUGGGAAGCAGCGUGAAAGUUGGCGACGAUGGGCGCGUGGAAAUCGAUUGCGAAUCAAAGCUUGCAAGAGCCGUCAGCCUCAUGUACCGUCCGCCCCCCGUGUACGGCGAGAAACAAGUGAUUGAGCACUCCGAGUCCAAUCCGGAAGAUCGGCACCCUCCGCCAGGUUACGAGGAAAGCAUUGGACAAGCCACGCAGCAUCCAAAACUCAAUGUCCUAAUCCAGGUCGUUGGUAGCAGAGGUGACGUCCAGCCUUUCAUUGCACUCGGGAACGAGAUCCGGAGACUUGGCUUCCGGGUCCGUCUCGCUACGCACGACAUGUUCGAGAAGUUUGUCCGAGAUUCUGGCUUGGAAUUCUAUCCCAUCGGCGGUGACCCUGUCGCACUGAUGGCUUACAUGGUCAAGAACCCGGGCCUCAUCCCCAGUUUCCAGAGUCUCCGAGCAGCCGAGAUCCAGCAAAAACGUGAUAUGGUGGAGGAGAUGCUCGAAGGCUUCUGGCAUGCCUGUUUCCGGCCAGACCCCGUCACCAACGCCCCUUUCGUGGCCGAUGCCAUCAUCGCCAACCCGCCUGCCUUCGCACACGUGCACUGUGCCCAGGCGCUCGGGGUCCCGUUACACAUGAUGUUUACCAUGCCGUGGACAAGCACCAGCGCAUUUCCCCAUCCGCUGGCCAAUCUCAGCAACUACACCGGCAGUCAGUCUGCCGCGAACUACGCGUCCUAUGCCAUAGUGGAGUAUUUAACAUGGCAAGGCUUGGGCGAUGUCAUUAACAGGUGGCGAAGCACGCUCGACCUGGAAAACGUAGCCAUGUUCGACGGCCCGUUGCUGGUGGAAAGGCUACGCAUUCCUUUCACAUACUGUUGGUCACCAGCCUUGGUUGCCAAACCCGCUGACUGGGGCGCGCAUAUUGAUGUCUGUGGAUUCUUUUUCCGAAACCCACCGGACUACUCGCCGCCUGAAGACCUCGCGCGCUUCUUGUCAGCCGGUCCGCCACCCGUAUACAUCGGAUUUGGCAGCAUUGUGCUUGACAACCCGCAACGCGUCAUUCAGAUCGUCCUCGACGCUGUCCGUGGAGCGCGUGUCCGGGCCAUCAUCUCGAAGGGAUGGUCUAACUUGGCGGGGCCGGCCAGCGAAGACAUAUACUGGAUCGGGGACUGUCCCCACGAAUGGCUCUUUGCCAAUGUUGCUGCCGUUGUCCAUCAUGGUGGCGCAGGCACGACGGCCUGUGGCUUGAAACACGGAGUGCCGACGGUCGUUGUUCCAUUCUUCGGAGACCAGCGCUUCUGGGGCGAAAUGGUCGCCAACGCCGGCGCCGGACCGAAGCCAAUUCCUUCAAAGCAACUAGACUCGCAGAGGCUGGCCGAGGGCAUCGCGUACUGUCUGACACCGCAAGCACGGUCCGCGGCCCAGUCCAUCGCGGAGCAGAUGAAGUCCGAGCAGGGUGUCCAAGCCGCUGCACAGUCAUGGCUCCGUCAAUUGCCUAAGCAAAGUCUGCGAUGCGACCUCCUUCCCGGCCAGACUGCGGCGUGGGUCUACAAAGAAGGAAAGAAAUCCAUCAAGCUAUCCAAGAUUGCCGCAGAAGAGCUCCUGUCUCGUAAAAUGAUCGACGCCAAGCGACUGGAAAAUUAUCAAAGUAAGCCGAUGGCCAUCGAAGUGACGCGAUGGGACCCAAUAACCGGUGGCGCCUCUGCCGUCAUGGCUACCGCAGUCGACAUGGCUGAUUCAAUCACCGGCAUGGUGACCCACCCGGUGGAUGAGUACCGACACGAACAACGAAGGCGCGAGCGAGAGCGAAAGAGAGAACUAACCAGGCAGGGCACGCAUCAAAAUAGUCCCGAGGUAGAUGGACGCUCCAGCCCAACAGAAUCACAUGCGUCAGGGGCCUCAUCGACGGAUGAUUUCGGGAAGCGAAAUCCACGCUCCAUGGCCGGCACAGUUGCGGGGGCGUCUGCCAAGAGCAUCGGCAUGCUGGCGCCAACAGCGGCGAAAGGGAUGCUAGUCGAUUUCCCCCUUGCCAUUACAGAAGGCAUGAAGACCGUCCCCCAGCACUUUGGGACCAAGGUCCGUCACCACGGUCCAGUCACGGACGCGAAGAGCGGCGCAGCCGUUGCUGGCAAGACAUUUGUGUGGGGUUUUGUGGAUGGCCUGAGCGACCUGGUGAUGGAGCCCAUCCGAGGUGCGAGCCACGACGGCGCGUUAGGGGCCGUCAAAGGCAUGGGGAAAGGAGCCGUCAGUCUCGUGGCCAAAAGCGGGGCCGGCAUGUUUGGGCUGUUCGCCUAUCCCAGCGCCGGUAUCGCGAAGAGCCUCAGGACGGCCGUAUACAGCCGCACGAGGAAGGUGCUUGCCAAGGCCAAGCAUGCUGAGGGACAAUGGCUGAUGAGCAAUGGUUUGCCCCAGGGGUUUACUGGGGAGGACUUGGUUAAUAAGUUCCGGGAGCUUCGAGAGGGUAGAUCUAAGUGA